AUGCCUGAAUUCCAUUAUAUGUGCCCUCACUUGCUUCUUCUCUUUACUUUGAAGGCAUUUUGGCUUGGCUUUUGCCCAAACAAAGUUGUAGCCUCAGCAUUAGGAAACCAAACCGAUCAUUUGGCUUUGCUUAAAUUCAAGGAAUCAAUAUCCAAUGACCCAUAUGGAAUCUUGGUCUCGUGGAAUAGUUCAACCCAUUUUUGCAACUGGCAUGGAAUCACGUGCAACCCCAUGCAUCAAAGAGUUGUAGAGUUGAACCUACGAGGAUACAAGUUGCAUGGAUCCAUAUCUCCCUUCGUUGGAAAUCUCUCUUUAAUGACAAUCCUCACCCUCAGAAACAACAGCUUCUAUGGAGAAAUCCCACAAGAAUUGGGUCGUUUACAACAACUUCAAAUACUUGUUCUUAUGAAUAACUCAUUGACUGGGGAAUUUCCCACAAACUUGACAAGGUGCUCACAGCUCAAAGUGUUAGACUUGGCAGGAAACAAUCUAAAUGGCACAAUACCAAUUGAUAUUGGCUCUCUUGGGAAGCUUCAAAAGUUGUACGUGGAAGAAAACAAAUUAACAGGAAACAUUGCGCCAUCAUUGGGGAACAUUUCAUCCCUUAUUCGUCUAUCAAUGGGUUAUAAUAACUUGGAGGGACACAUUCCACAAGAAAUGUGCAACUUGAAAAAUUUGAUAGUAAUACCAGUGCAUGCCAAUAAACUAAGUGGUCCAUUUCCUUCUUGUCUUUAUAAUAUGUCCUCUCUUACUUUAAUUUCAGCUGCAGCUAAUUCAUUCAAUGGCACUCUUCCACCUGAUAUGUUCCACACCCUUCCCAAUCUCCAAUUUUUUGCUGUUGGAGGUGAUCGAUUUUCAGGUUCAAUCCCAACUUCCAUCACAAAUGCAACUUCCCUUCAACAACUUGAUAUUAGUGGAAAUCUUUUCAUGGGACGAGUUCCAAAUCUAGGGAAGCUAGAAAAUCUAACGCUUCUAAGUUUGUCUUCAAACAGUCUUGGUGACAAUUCAACUAAAGAUUUGGAGUUUUUGCAUUCAUUGGUAAACUGUAGUAAGUUGAAUACGAUUAGUAUAAGCACCAAUAAUUUUGGAGGUUCUUUGCCAAAAUCCAUGGGCAAUUUAUCCAUCCAACUCAGUUAUUUAUACCUUGGAGGCAACCAGAUAUCAGGAAGAAUUCCUGCAGAAUUAGGAAAUCUAACUAGCUUAUUUCUCUUGGGCAUGGAAAAUAACCACUUUGAAGGGAAUAUUCCAGCUACUUUUGGCAAGUUUCAAAUUAUGCAAUGGUUAGAUUUGGGAGGAAACAAGAUUUCAGGAGAGGUACCAGCUUUCAUAGGUAACCUCAGCCAAUUGUUUCAUUUAGGUUUAGCAGAAAAUACGUUAGAAGGAAAUAUUCCUCCAAGCAUCGGAAAUUGUCAAAAGCUACAGUAUCUUGGACUUUGGAAAAACAACCUUAGAGGAACCAUACCCUUAGAGCUUUUCAAUCUUUCAUCUCUAACAAACUUGCUGGAUUUGUCACAAAACUCAUUUAGUGGAAGUAUACCAGGUGAAAUAGGAAGGCUAAAAAAUGUUGAUUUCAUAGAUCUUUCUAAGAAUCAUUUGUCUGGUACCAUUCCUGGAACCUUGGGAGAAUGCAUAACCUUGGAGUACCUUUAUUUGCAAGAAAAUUCCUUACAUGGAAUCAUACCAUCCUCUUUGACUUUACUAAAAGGUCUUAAACAUUUAGACCUAUCACAAAACCAAUUGUCUGGAUCAAUUCCUGAAGAUCUACAAAAUAUUUCUUCUUUGGAAUACUUUAAUAUUUCUUUUAAUAUGAUGGAAGGCAAGGUACCAACAGAAGGUGUUUUUUGA
Abrus precatorius (Indian licorice) is the source of this 1845-nucleotide messenger RNA. RefSeq names its product probable LRR receptor-like serine/threonine-protein kinase At3g47570. Gene Ontology annotation, molecular function: protein binding. The transcript has a single exon. The coding region runs from base 1 to 1845 and encodes 614 amino acids. The record is from RefSeq and is a predicted model, not a curated record. Lineage: Eukaryota; Viridiplantae; Streptophyta; Magnoliopsida; Fabales; Fabaceae.